Colletotrichum karsti is the source of this 2361-nucleotide messenger RNA. RefSeq names its product anaphase-promoting complex component cut20 apc4. NCBI's taxonomy places the organism in Eukaryota, Fungi, Ascomycota, Sordariomycetes, Glomerellales, Glomerellaceae. Gene Ontology annotation, biological process: positive regulation of mitotic metaphase/anaphase transition; protein K11-linked ubiquitination; anaphase-promoting complex-dependent catabolic process. The transcript has 7 exons. Gene Ontology annotation, molecular function: protein binding. The record is from RefSeq and is a predicted model, not a curated record. The coding region runs from base 1 to 2361 and encodes 786 amino acids. Gene Ontology annotation, cellular component: nuclear periphery; anaphase-promoting complex.
AUGGCUGAAAACGCGCAGCUCCCACCAUACAGCGAGACCCGUUUUGACCAUCGCGUUGCUGAUGGAUUUCCUAUCAGCAAUCCGACGGUAGAUCUGUCGAUCAGUUGGGAUGCGGCAGACAAAAAUCUCCUGAUAGUUCGACCUAAAGACCAAGUCGUAUCCAAAAUCCACCAGUUCGCGAAGCCUGGCGAGUCGGCACCGGAGCCCCAAGCCGUUAGAUGGAAGCCUGACGGUCAGUUCCUGGCCGUGGGCUGGAGCGAUGGAUUUGUGAGGCUCAUGGGACUGGAGAACAACAAGGCAGCGCAUCAUAUUCGCGUCGGCGGGGAAUCGGCAGCUGCCUCAGAGAUCACUCACAUCGGUUGGGCCCGCAACGUGAUCGGGAAGUCUCAGAAUCAGCACCAACAAACCAAGUCACAGCCAUGGAAGAAGCUCAUGUCGGAGGAGCUGGGCCUUCCAGGGAAGCAGGGUCCCUUGGACCUACCUCGGGAACUCACAUUCUUGGAGGUCGAUUCUGCUCUGCCCAAGAUCAGUCCUUUGCCUACCACUAGUGCUGGCUCCGGAGAAGACGGCUUGGUCUUUACCCUGCGGACAGGCGUCGAGUUUCUGUUCCAACCCUUCAACGCUGAGGAUAGUGAUCAGAUCUUCGUGAUGGUCGUGGGCACAAGCGACGGCCGGUUACACCUCAGUAUCUACGACUCCUUUGUUAUUGGCGACUUUCGAUACACUCUCCCUAGCUCCAUGUACAAACCCGGUGUAUUGCAGCUCGUCCAACAUGCUUCGCACCCACAGGUCUCUACGCACUCGCUGCUUCUCAGGUCCUCUACCGAUGACCAGGCCGUGUAUUUGGUACCCAUGGACUUGCCUUUUAUACCUUCCUCCCCUAUCAACAUCUCUCUUUUGGCAUCCAAGCUCACCACACUGCAAAAGCUGCUGCGGUAUGUUAAACAGGCGCAGCUCCAUAUGCAAGUGGAGUACAAGAACACCAGAGAGCUCCCCAACAGAUUUCUCCGCAGUGUCGAAGGUGAUCUGGAACAAGCGACACGUGGACCUACAAACAUCGUUCAAGCACUGUUCCAUACCGUUGCCACUGGUCAUGCACACGAGCCUGUUCGGGAGUGGCUCGUUGACAACUUGGCUGAGCGCGGCCACAAACGCUGGGACAAGGCUGUAACUUCAGGCCUCGAGAACCUUCGUUGCUUGGUUCACGAGAAUCUUCUGCCGGCAUUGGAAAGAUGCGCAAUAAUACUCAGCCGACUCCGGGGACUGGCCCAGUUCUACGACUCCCGCGACGACAUCGGUUUCUCGGUCGCCCAAAUCACGCGCGCUAUGGAUGUAGUCUCCUGCCUCACGAUGGUGGGUCACAAGGUUCUGCUCAACGUGAUGGAUGAACUCGAUCUGUUCAACGCUUUCUCGUCAUGGAUGCGUUUCCAGAUUGACCGCCUCGCGGCAUCAACCUCGGCCGGCGACGAGUUAACUGAGAAGGAGGCAACGAUGGAAAACAGCAAGGUCCUCGCCUACAUUCAACGUUACUUGAUGCAAAGUCCCAUGGACGUCUUCUUGGGCGAAGUGACCCAGGAAGACUACUCCAGCAACUGGGAGCACGCGGAGAGCGGAGCAUCGAUGCUUGAGGAGCUUACCACACAGCUGACCCGUCAGGAGGAGGGACAUGCCUACUUGAAGGCGUUCCCAGACGUGGGCUUUCUCGUGGAUUGUCUGAAUUCUCGCGUGGAUGGAAUAUUCAAGGACAUUGCUGAAGCACAGAAGAGGAGUGUUCGUUUUGGACAACCGACUAAGUUUGUGCUCGGUGCCCAGAUAUCCAAGAUGGAUUCCACGAUGUGUCCGGACGGGAUCGACGGGCUGGCCUUCACUGCGGUUACUGCAAGAGGUCGCGAACAAGAAUUUUACAUAUUCCGCACAUCCAUCCGCCUUAUCAAUGGAAUCAGCAGCAAUGUCACCACAGCCGUAGCCGCUUUAUCCAUCGGCAAGGGCAGAAUUCUCGAGUUGAAGUUUCUGAACAGCGACACUCUCGUCGUACUCUCGAGCGCACAAGGUCAACCAUCCAGCAUUUCCACCAUUCCCAUUCCAUCCCAGGCCCUCAACUACACCCUCUACGAAGAGGAAAACCUUCCCGACCCCGUGCCACUCUCUGAACAACUCCAGGGAAAAUGCCUUACCCUUCCCGAGGAUUCUUCCUUCGUCCCCGUCCAGAUGGACGUUCAGGACGCCACAUCAGCACGCGGCGAAAUCCCCGCGCGCGUCUGCUUACUGGGCUCCGAUAGAUUCACCUAUAAGGUCUUCGGCCUCGACCCAAAGCCUAGCACCACAGUGACCCAGCCGGAGACGCCCCGACGGAGCGGUUAG